Gekko japonicus is the source of this 1232-nucleotide messenger RNA. It is a transcript of the gene TMTC1, whose product is annotated as transmembrane and tetratricopeptide repeat containing 1. The annotation marks the transcript as partial. The record is from RefSeq and is a predicted model, not a curated record. Gene Ontology annotation, biological process: protein O-linked glycosylation via mannose. Gene Ontology annotation, molecular function: protein binding; mannosyltransferase activity. Lineage: Eukaryota; Metazoa; Chordata; Lepidosauria; Squamata; Gekkonidae. The transcript has 10 exons.
GUCAGGUGUGCAAACUCUGCCCCACAAUGCCAAGGUGCACUAUAACUAUGCCAACUUUUUGAAAGACCAAGGUCGUGACAGUGAAGCCAUCUACCACUACAAAACAGCACUCAAGUUGUACCCUCGCCAUGCAAGUGCUCUGAACAACCUAGGAACGUUGACCAAAGACCUGGUGGAAGCAAAAGAGUAUUACAGAAGGGCCCUCCACUUAAAUCCACAACACAACCGAGCUCUCUUCAAUCUUGGGAAUCUGCUCAAGUCCCAAGGGAAGAAGGAGGAAGCGGUUCUCUUGCUGAGAGAUUCCAUUCAGUAUGGACCAGAGUUUGCAGAUGCUUAUUCCAGCCUUGCUUCACUGCUGGCUGAACAGGAUGAAUUAAAAGAAGCAGAGGAAGUAUAUCAGGCUGGAAUAGAGAACUGCCCAGAGAGCUCGGAUCUGCAUAAUAACUAUGGGGUUUUCUUAGUGGAUACCGGCUCUCCAGAGGCUGCGGUUUCCCACUACCAGAAGGCCAUCCAGCUUAGCCCCAGUCACUACGUGGCCAUGGUGAACCUGGGCAGGCUUUACCGCUCAUUGGGGCAGAACAAGGACGCUGAGGCAUGGUACAAACGGGCGCUGAAAGUGGCACGGAAUGCUGAAAUCCUGUCGCCCCUUGGAGCUCUGUAUUACAACACGGGGCGCUACGAAGAUGCGCUGAAGGUUUACAGGGAAGCCGCAGCCCUGCAGCCAUCCAACAGGGAGACCCGGCUGGCCUUGGCUCAGGUUUUGGCAAUGAUGGGACAGACGAAGGAGGCGGAAAAAAUGACCAAUCAUAUUGUGACUGAGGAGGCUGAAUGCCUGGAGUGCUACCGCCUUUUAUCAGCCAUCUACAGCAAGCAGGAGAACUACAACAAGGCCCUUGAAGCCAUAGAUAAAGCUCUACAGCUGAAACCAAAGGACCCCAAAGUCAUAUCUGAGCUCUUCUUCACAAAAGGAAACCAGCUAAGAGAACAGAAUCAUCUGGACAAGGCUUUCGAGAGCUAUAAAGUGGCCGUAGACUUCAACCCGGAGCAAGCACAAGCCUGGAUGAACAUGGGAGGGAUUGAACAUAUCAAGGGCAACUACGUCACAGCACGCAGCUAUUACAAGAAAGCUUUACUGCUGGUUCCCAAUAGCAAACUGCUGAAAGAGAAUUUGGCUAAACUGGACCGUUUAGAGAAACGGCUGCAGGAAGUUCACGAGAGAAGAUAAAUAGGGA